Suillus plorans is the source of this 399-nucleotide messenger RNA. RefSeq lists its product as uncharacterized. The record is from RefSeq and is a predicted model, not a curated record. The transcript is spliced from 2 exons. NCBI's taxonomy places the organism in Eukaryota, Fungi, Basidiomycota, Agaricomycetes, Boletales, Suillaceae. The annotation marks the transcript as partial.
AUACCAUUUUGUGGUGACAUCUCAUCUCACAAGUAUGCCAAAAUUGCACAUUGGUUCUCGGAGAAUAUUCCUGGUGUUUCCAGUCAAGUCGAAAAAUGGCUUGGUGAUAUGCCUUUGGUGCAUGCUUUCACUCUCGUGGCCAGUGAUUUCGAAAAACGCAUUGAAGCUCAAAAUGAAGAAUGGAACGAUAGCAUGCUGUUGAAGAUGGCUUGGGCUGAUCUCAUGAUAAGCUAUCCUACCAAUAGCUUCAUGGGUGACGUCGACCUCGAGUGUCUGACCGCACUAGAAGCAAGGAUGUUCAAGGAUUCCGAAGAAGCAGGACCUGCAGGCAACCAGCAGUGGGGUUUGGAUGCUGGCCAACAUCACAGGCAAUGGAAUGUGUAUCUCGGAAUUCCUGAU